Molecule: messenger RNA, 1499 nt
Organism: Spizellomyces punctatus DAOM BR117
Lineage: Eukaryota; Fungi; Chytridiomycota; Chytridiomycetes; Spizellomycetales; Spizellomycetaceae
Exons: 2
Coding region: 205-1467 (420 amino acids)
Source: RefSeq, a predicted model, not a curated record
CUUUCAAUAACGGGAGCUUGCCAAGCGCGGACAAAACCUAUGGCUUCGGCCGACGGUCAGUUGACGCCAGUGAUGGGCUGGAAUGUCGGUCAAAUGAAGGACGACAUGCUUCAGGCCAUCUCACUUUAGUUGCGUGGCGCAGUUUAUAAAUAGUCCGCGUUUUUGCCACAGGCCGCCUAUAGCACACUGGACGGGAACCUUGGGAUGCAACGAAAUAUAAGCAACGCGACAGAUAAAAAGGCGAUCCAGUUAAAAACCACGUCGAACAAGCAAGGUUCAAACAGGCGGAAACGAGAGGUUCCCCUUCGCAGUCAAGCUGUUCCGCCUCUACGAGUGGCUCAUCCCCCUACCAUCCCACACACCAUUCUCAAUAAUGAAGAUCAAGCGAAGCUCAUUCGCGAGCGCGACGAUCUUCGUGUCCGUUCUCAGCAUCUUCAGACCCUCUUGGCCGACGCGCAACAGACGAUAGCUGAACAGACCGACGAAAUCCGCGUUCUACGUCUCACUAUAACCAAGAAUUGCACAGAUAUGUCCCCAAGAAACGAGCCAGCAAUUGUCCAUGUCGCAGAGACAAAUCCGAUAUCUAGCUUAAUGGCCACUAUAACGUCUCUUCAAGCGGAGAUCGCAGAGUACAAAGUCAAGUGCGCAACAUUUGAGACAGAAUGUGAGGCGCUAAAAGCGCGCUGCGAACGCUGUGAACAAUGCAAUCGGUCGCUUGAGAGGGAAACAACCACACAGUUGGUUGGUGAGGUAGACGAGAUCAAUACGUUGGGAGAAUUGCAUGCUAGUGAGGGCUGUGGGCGCGCUGCACCCUUGUCUCGGUCCCAUUCUCGGUCGGAAGUUGUGAAUCAUGAUGGGCUCUUUAAGGGAGCAUCCGAAGUGCAGAAGGGAAAUUUCAUCUCUGGAGCCUGCGAUGAGUCCUUGUCGUCAGAACAUGAUGUUGAACUUUGUGUGGCAGAUUUUCGCCAGCAAAUGGAGACACAAAGCACUAGACGGGGCAGCAGUCACUUGAAGGAUAGUCCACGCAAAGUGUUCCGGAGUGACUCAAAGCAAUUCAUAGUGGAAUGUUCGGAGACGAUGCCCCCACCUCCAAUCCCCCACAUGCAGCGAGAGGAACUGGAAUGGCUUGAUAAGGAUGCAUCCCUGAACGGCGUUUUUGCAACUUUAGAGCUCGUGUCUAGGGCAGAUCACGAGCAAAGUGCAAAUGCAAUAUCUACCAAUAUGGAAGCCACGACAAAUUCUGGACUGUUGGAUCAAAGCCUGUUGCUCACCCAAGACAAACACAGUCGUGAACUACCGACUGACGGCCUCCAUCUUCCUGAUAAUCAAGCAACCCUACCAAUGUCUGAUAUACAAACCACCGUGUCGCAGUUGGAGCGUGAGCGCGAUGCUUUAGAGGAGGAACUAUUGUACAUGUAUACAGAACUGCGGCGAGCUGAAGCAGAAAUUGAGCAGCUGCGAAAAUAAAUAAACAAAAUACAGACUGACGCAGUUCCAAC